This is a messenger RNA of Rubroshorea leprosula, 6641 nucleotides long. The record is from the annotation of a GenBank genome assembly. NCBI's taxonomy places the organism in Eukaryota, Viridiplantae, Streptophyta, Magnoliopsida, Malvales, Dipterocarpaceae.
GGUGGAGUAAAGUGUGUAGACCCAAAAAACAUGGUGGAUUGGGGAUAAAGGAUCUUAGGAUGUUUAAUGUGGCUUUACUAGGCAAAUGGUGGGGAUUGGGAACUUGUAUCUUUUAAGUUUUAUGGUAGCAGGAGAAUUGAGCGAUGAGAGGUAGAGAGAGAGCAAGAGCGUUUAGCAACGGGGCAUGCGGACGACGGACAGCAUGGAGUUGGGAGCCAUUUGGAAACCAAAGAAGGAAUAGAGAUGGGCGGAUUGAUGGUCCAUUGGACAGAGAACCAAGAAAGAAGCAGGACAUAUGGGGGUGUGAUAGAAGGGUGUUUAAUCAAGCUACCGUAUUUUUCUUCACAAACUUCCCGGACGACUGGAGUCAUGAAAGUAUGUGGCUCACCUUCCGGAAAUUUGGAAGAGUCUUGGCUAUUUAUUGUCCACCAAGGAAAUCUAAAUUAGGAAGAAGAUUUGGGUUUGUAAGAUUCUUAGAAGUUAAGAAUGAGGUGGAAUUGGAACGACAGUUGGAUCAAAUCAGAGUAGGGAUGUCCAAACUCUGGGUUAACAGACCAAGGUUCAGGAAAGAGGAGGGGAGAAACAGAGCAGAUUCUAAACCAGUUGUGAUGAAUCUUGUCAAACCAGGGAGGUCAUUUGCAGAGGUUGUUAAAGGGAACCAUGGGUUGGAAGUUAACAAAGGAAGACAUCUUCAGCAAGUUUCAAGUGCUAGAGACUGUCAAAAUAAGCAACAGAAGAGUAACUCGCCCAAAUCACAAACGCAGGUAUGGAUCAUGAAAAAUAAUGUUCGUGCAAGUGCUGGCCUAGAGUUUAAUGUGAAAGAGGAGGACCUCCUAUGGCUGGAAGGGUGUUAUGUUGGAAUUGCACAUUCGGUUAACAUUAUCCUGACGCUACAGCAAAAGUUCUUCAUGGAAGGUUACUUUUCGUGCAAAGUAAGACCUAUGGGGGGUCGCUUGGUCUUAUUGGAAAGGGGUGAUAAAGAUGAGAUAAAGGACUUAGUAGAAACAACCCCGGAAUGGUUGGGGCAGUGGUUUGAGGAGGUUAAACCCUGGGCACCAUCAACGGUUGCUAAAGAAAGGUUCGUGUGGAUUCGAUGCCAGGGAGUCCCGAUUCAUGCCUGGGGGCCUGAGUUUUUCUCAUCAAUUGGGGCUGUAUGGGGAAAGGUUAUUUCUUUAGAUGAUAGCACCAGUAAGAAGAUCAGAUUUGACAUCGGGAGAUUUCUAAUCUCCACGCCCAUUAUGGAGUUCAUCUCUAAAUCCAUGAACAUCACAGUUAAUGGUAUGCCAUAUUCUGUCAAAGUAAUGGAGGAAGAGGCAACCAACGGCAUUUUCUCCAUGAAGUCUGAUCAUGUGUUCAGGGAAUUAAGUGCUUCAAACGAUCAUAGCUCAGAAUCAUGGUCCCUAAAUAGCAACGAUGAAGACGACAUUGCUGAAUCUAUUCAUGGCGGAGGAGACUCUAGGGAUUAUGGGAGAAGAGCAGCAGAUAGGGCUGAUGAUGAUGACAUGGCUAAGGCUGAUGACGUGGGAGAAGACCAUGGAAGAAGGCAAGAAGAGAGUUGGAGGGAGAGCCAUAACGUGGAGACAACGGCUAGAAGAAAGAAAUUUGAAUUUGAAGAUGAUGCUGACAGAAUGAUGAGUGCUGAUGGUUCCAAUAUACAGGCUUAUGAGUAUAUUGAGGAAAGUAUGGGGAAAUCUCAAAAGUUUCCUAUCAGCAAGCUGGAAGAGACGGCUGAGGAGGUAGGCUAUGUGCCUGAUAGCCUGAGCAUGCAUUUAAUGCAGAGACAGGGGCAGAAUUCAAAUUGUGAGAAUGGGAACUUGAUUGGGCCAAAUUAUCCGAACCGGGCCAUUGAGGAAAUGAGGGCCAAGGGUUGCGGGCUGGAGUCUCAAGCAUGUGUGAGAGAUGAGGAGAAUUGGGCCCCCUAUUUGGGCCCCAAUAGGGGGAAUAAAUCUUAUGAAGAUGAAGAUUACGUGGAGAUAAGUCAAACGGAGAAGGAUAAGCUUGAGGAGGAUGAGGUGGAUCGGAGAAGUAGGGGUAGCGUGAUGUCUGAGGAGGAUGAGGUGAAUAGGAGAAGUAGGGGCAGCUGGAUACCCGAGGAAGAUGAGGCGAAGCAAACAAGCAGGGGUAGCUUGGUGCAUGAGGAGGAUGAGGCGAAUCGGAGAAAUUGGGAUAGCUUGAUAAACGAGGAGGAUGAGGAGAAUCGGAGAUGCAGGGGGAGCUGGAGAUCCGAGGAGGAAGAGGCGAAUCGGACAAGCAAAGGCAGCUUGAUGCAUGUGGAGGGUGAGGCGAAUCCGAGAUUCGGGGGUAGCGUGAUGUUCGAAAAGGAUGAGGGGAAUCAGAGAAGCAGGGGCAGCUUGAUGUCAGACGAGGAUGAGGUGGAUAACGUGAAUCAAAGAAGCAAGGGUUGCUUGAGCCGGUUAGAAGAUCUUAGUGAAGAAAAAUCCUUUUGGCAGGGAUUCGAAAGUGAAUCAGGGCAUUUGAAAGCUUGGAUGGGUAGAAAAGAGAGGAAAAUCAAGAAGCAGAAGAAGAAGAGAACGAGGACAUGUUCUUCUGUGUAUAAAAAUUCCAGUUAUGUGGCUCAACCAAGGACAGAGAAGAUGCAGAGAAGACAGAAAAAGCACCGCGAUCUGGAGGAGAAGACUCCGUCGUUCUGUCCAGGCUCACAAAAUCAGGUUGCUGGUGACUCAAUAGCAGACAGUGGCAUAGAAAACAGAAACAAAUGCCUGCGGAUGGAGGGUAAAAUCAACAAGGAAAUGCAGAUUUGGGGGUUUGCCAAAGAAAUUGGGGUUGUGGAUCGUGGAAAUGUGGAAGAAAUUCUGCAAAAGCUCGAGGCCAUGGAGCAACGUGUGGGUGGUCAUGGGAAGAGAACAUGGGUCAGAGAAUUAGUGGUUCGGGAGAAGGUGGAGUUCUUAUCAAUUCAAGAAUCCAAAACAAAGGUGGUGGAUCAUCAACUCUGUAGAGCUCUCUGGGGAUCAGAGGACUUUGAUUGGGUUGCUCAACCCUCAAAAGCUAGGAUCCCUGUUUAUAUCAUUAACAUUUAUUCCCCAUGCGACCCUCCAAGGAAAAGAGCAUUAUGGGCUUCUCUCAAAAACCUUAUUUCUGAAAUUGGUGGGAACUGGUGUUUAAUGGGGGAUUUCAAUGCAGUAAGGAAUCAACAGGAAAGGAAGGGGGGGAUGAGUAUAAGGAGAAAAAUGCUAGAGUUUGACGAAUUCAUUAAUGAAUGUGGCCUUGUUGAUUUACCAUUAAUUCGCAGAAAAUUCACCUGGUACCAACCUAAUGGAGCCUCGAUGAGUAGGCUAGAUAGAUUUAUGCUCUCAGAAGAAUGGUGUCAGAAUUGGGAAAAUGUCAAGCAAUGGGGCUUAAAUCGUUCACUCUCUGAUCACUGCCCAAUUUUUAAAGGUAUUGUCAAUGAUAUCUGGAAGUCUACUGUAGUAAAUGGAUGGAAUGGGUAUUGUCUGAAGGAGAAAUUGAAGGAAACUAAAAAGGUGCUGAAAGUGUGGAGCAAGAAUAUGGCCUCAGAGAUUGACUUAGGCAUUCAAAAGAGCAUUGAUUCUAUUGCCUCUAUUGAUAAAAAAGGUGAGGAGAUGCCACUACCGCCAGAAGAUAUUGAAGCCAGAAGGACAAAUUUCCUAGAGCUAUGGAAAAAUCAAAGGAUGAAGGAAAGUAUGUGGCGCCAAAAAGCUAGAAAGACAUGGAUUAGUGAGGGGGAUGCCAAUACUAAAUUUUUUCAUAGAUGUGUGAAAGGAAGAAGAAGAAAGAAUGAUAUAUCAAGUAUCCUGGUGGGAAAUCAACGACUUGAAGAAGUCAACAGUAUGAAAGAUGGUGUGGCUAACUAUUUUGAGACACUGUUUAAAGAAGAUGUGUGGCAGUGCCCAGUCUUAGAUGGGGUCGAAUUCAAGAAGAUCUCAGAUGAUGAGAGAGCAAUGUUGGAAGCACCGUUUAGUGAGGAGGAAGUCAGACAAGCUGUGUGGAGUUGUGAAAGCUCGAAAGCUCCAGGACCCGAUGGAUUCAAUUUCAAAUUUGUCAAGGAGAUGUGGGGAACUCUUAAGGAAGACGUGAUGGGAUAUGUCUCUGAUUUUCACAAGCAUGGCAAACUGGUUAGAGGGAUAAACAGCUCAUUCAUUGUAUUGGUCCCGAAAGUCAACAGUCCACAAAAAAUUGAAGAAUUCAGACCAAUUUCCCUAGUUGGUGUCAUGUACAAAUUGAUUGCUAAAUUGUUAGCACGUAGGUUGUCUUCUGUUAUGAAUGGGAUUAUUGGGGAGAAUCAGAUGGCUUUUGUCAGUGGAAGGCUAUUAGUUGACAGUGUGGUCAUUGCAAAUGAGAUUAUUGAUGAAGCCCAGAAAAGAAAGAAGAAAGGGUUUGUGUUUAAAGCUGACUUUGAAAAAGCUUAUGAUAAAGUCUGCUGGGAAUUUCUGGAUUAUAUGAUGCUAAGAAUGGGGUUUGGUCAAAUAUGGAAAAACUGGAUUAAUGAAUGUUUGAAGACCGCAGAGGUAUCAGUGCUACUAAAUGGCAGCACCACCAAGCAGUUUAAGAUGCAAAGAGGGCUCAGACAAGGUGAUCCUCUUUCCCCUUUUUUAUUUCUGAUUGUGGCUGAAGGUCUUAAUGGCAUAAUCUCAUCAGCUGCGUCAUUGGGGCUGUUUAAUGGGAUCGAAAUUGGGCAAUGUGGCAUGAAUGUAACCCAUCUCCAGUUCGCAGACGACACAAUUGUGUUUGGUAAUGCUUCGGAAGAAAAUAUUUGGGCUGUUAAAAGUAUUAUGAGGAUUUUUGAGAUGGUUUUAGGGCUUAAGAUUAAUUUUGGGAAAAGUUUGCUUAUGGGCAUCAAUGUUUUGGAAGAAUGGAUGACUAGGAUGUCUUGUAUUUUGAAUUGUAAAAAAGGGAACUUUCCUUGCAAAUACCUUGGCAUGCCGAUUGGGGGUAAACGCAGAUGCAUUGCCAUGUGGAGACCCAUGAUUGAGUCCUUUAAGAAGAAACUUGCCAGCUGGAAAAACAGAUUUAUCUUUCUUGGUGGAAGGAUCACGCUCCUUAACUCCGUGCUGUCUAGUCUCCCAGUGUUCGCGAUGUCUGUUCACUUGCUGCCUAAAGGUUUGAUUCUUAUACUUGAUAAAAUUUGUAGAAAUUUCCUUUGGGGGGGUGGAGCGAAUAAUAGGAAGAUCAAUUGGGUGUGUUGGGAGAAUGUGUGUAGAAGUAAAUUGGAUGGUGGGUUAGGUGUGAAGGAUCUUAGAAAGUUUAAUUUAGCGUUGUUAGGCAAGUGGUGGAGUAGAUUGGCAGAGGGAGAGGAAGGUCUUUUAUAUAAGGUUAUUCGUGGAAAAUAUGGUAGUGGUGGAGGUAAUUGGAUGAAUUGGAUUGAAGAAAGGAACCAGAAGGGGUCAUUAUGGUGGAGGGAUGUUUGCAGAUUAGAUUGUUCGUGCACAAAUAGUGUUGGUUGGCUCCUAGAUGGUUUUAAACUAAAAUUGGGAGAGGGUAAUUCUGUCAAAUUUUGGGAGGAUGUCUGGAUUGGGGACGAGUCAUUGGCUAAUAAAUUUCCCAGACUCUUUUUGAAUUCUUUAGAUAGGGAAAAGAGCAUUGCUCAAAUGGGAUUUUGGAGCAAUGGAAGCUGGAGUUGGUCAUUAGAGUGGAGGAGGCCUAACUUUUCCUGGGAAGAACACUCGAUGGCAGAGCUGCGGAGGAUGUUGCAGACUAUCCAACCUAUUAAGGGACAAAAAGAUCAAUGGGAGUGGAGGCAUGAUCAGGGUAUCUAUUCAGCAAAAUCGAGAUAUCAGGCUCUCUCUAACAGCCACCAACAGAGUAGGAACAACUUGCAUAAAAGAGUUUGGUGCAGGGCAGGAUGGGAUGCAGUUUGGUGUGCAACAAUCUGGUCUAUUUGGAUUGCUAGAAACGAAAGGGCUUUUAGAAACCAUGAGCAAGAGGUCAAUAGGAUUUUUGAGCUGGUGCAACUGCGGACAUUCCAAUGGAUCAAAAUCAGAACAGUAGGGUACUCUUUUAAUCUAUGCAAUUGGAUGUUGGAACCUAUGGAAUGCUUGAAAGAUAAAAGGGGAGGGAACUAUAGUGCUGCAGGACGGGGGCUAGGGGUGGACCCAUGAGAGCAGAAAGGUGACCCUUUUCUACUGUUCUUAGCUAAAGGAUUAGCUACUACAAGACAGGAUUCCAACUAAAAUGAAUUUGCUGACAAGAGGAAUCAUCAAGGACAUUGGAGAAAGGUAUACCUUCACUUUAUCGGACUGGUUUCUUAAUCCAGUUGUAUGCUUUAAAGAUUGCCGUAGGAAAAGAAGAGUACCUAUAGAAUAAUCUGUAGGAGGAGAGGUUUGUUGAUUUCUGGGAGUUUUAGUCUAUAGUUUUUGCUUUGGAGGUCUGAAUUGAUGAUUAAUGAGGGCUCACAAAGGUUUUAUUGAGCAAUUAUUGACUGUAGUAGUUUCAGCCAUACUCAAUGCAUGUUCAAUGUCUCGUGGGUCUGUUGGGGAGUUACGAGUGAGGGUUUGUUGAUCUGUACAGGGAGAUAUGAUGUAUAGGCAAAAGAAGGUAGAAUCCUCGUUACGGACAUAGUGUCGACACUUUUAUUGGGGGUUGACACAUCGUAUUAUGUUUUGAUUUUUAUGGGUUUGGAGUACCCCUUGUAUUUCGUUUAUUAAUAAAUAACAAUUUUGCUG